AUGUCGAGAAGUUUUAGUGGCAUUGUAAGAAUCACUAAUGCUAGUGAUUAUAUCGCCCCAUCACAGGCGUGUAUCCUACCACUAAGAAAUGAGGCAUCAGAGGAAAAGAAUCCCUCGCAAGUUAUAUUGCACAGAAAGGAUGCGGUAUUGGGAAGUCAGGAUCUUAAGAAAAGAGUGACAGUUUCGCUAAACGAUUGUUUGGCUUGUAAUGGAUGUGUAACGAGUGCAGAAUCUAUUUUAAUCCAGGAACAGUCAUUACCGAAGUUCCUAGAAGGGCUUUCUUCCAAUGAUGUUAGUGUAGUGACUAUAUCUCCUCAAUCACUCUGCUCAAUUGCUGUAAAAUAUGGGCUUCAAGUAUCUCAGACUGCAGUGAUUCUAGCUAGGAAAUUAAUGAAACUUGGCGCAACAUAUAUUGUUGACUCGAGUUAUGCCCGUUAUCUGUCGCUGUCUUACAUAUAUGAAGAAUUCAAGAAAAAGAACUGUGCUGAUAUAUUAAUAACGUCAGUCUGCCCUGGCUUUGUAUGUUAUGCAGAAAAAGUUCAUCCAGAACUUUUGUUACCUUAUUUGAGUCGCGUGCGUUCACCGCAAGCCAUUAUGGGUUCCCUGGUGAAAGAUUUUCUAGCAAGGAAGCACAGUAUGCCUCCAGCCAAAAUUUUUCAUGCGACUGUGAUGCCUUGUUUUGAUAAAAAGCUGGAAGCUUCCAGGAAUGAAUUUAACAUCGGAUUUCAUCAAGUAGAUUGCGUUGUUAGCACCGCUGAAAUAAGUUCGUUGUUGGAAGAAGGGGAGGAUAUAAGCUAUUCAGAAGAAACUGUCGAAAAAGUCCCCAUCAACUGGUUAAAUUCAUUACAAAAGGGCAUGGUAAUUGGCAUGCCUAGUGAGCAUUCUGGUGGAUACGCCUUUUAUGUGGUUCAUCGGUUUUUAAGAGAGAACCUUUUGGACUCUGAAACCAGUAACCAACCAAGAACAGAUUUCUCAACCAAUGUCGUUAAAAAUGACAAAGUUCUGAUCACGGCGGCGAAAUGCUACGGUUUUCGCAAUAUUCAGAACCUAGUUCAAAAACUGAAGCGUGGGAAAUGCACGUACAAUUUCGUUGAAGUUAUGGCAUGCCCAUCUGGUUGCGUAAACGGUGGCGGUCAAAUAAGAGCUCAGACUGUCGAAGCUAGGUCAUCCGUUUUGGAAGCUGUGAUAAAAGAAUACGAUAGUCUUCAAAAUAUUCCUGAACUGGAGAACGCUAUUGAAAAGCUAACAAGUGAAUGGAUGGAGCUGAAUGUUCAUUGGAAGGACUGGCUCUUCACUGAGUUUCACGCUGUUGACAAAGACGUAAGCUUACAGACUAUGAAAUGGUAG
This is a messenger RNA of Enterobius vermicularis (human pinworm), 1347 nucleotides long. Lineage: Eukaryota; Metazoa; Nematoda; Chromadorea; Rhabditida; Oxyuridae. The record is from the annotation of a GenBank genome assembly.